GGGAAAUUGCAAAGCUAUGAAGUGAGGCUCCGCUGACUGAGUUGGACACUUUGCAGGGAAGAAGCUGGCUGUGGCAAAGAUGAACUCAGGUGGACGUCACUUCUACAUGUUGCUGGCCUUGUUUGCUAUCUGUAGUGUUACUUUAUCAAGUUUACAAGACCCCCCUGGAAGUCUUCCACUAGCAUUUAAGACUCAGAGUUCUGGAGUGGGGCUGGAGGGAGAGCCGUCCCUGAGUCUGGCAUCAUCACUGUGGAGACUUAAACAAGAUCUUCUGAAACAAAAGCCAUGGGCUCAGGAUGAGAGAAAGAUGCCAAGGGAGGCAAAUGAAAGCCUUGAGUCUCUAACGGAGAUGCUUCUGAGAAUGAUCAAUGAAGAGAAGGAAAAUGCCGUAGGACAGCUGAGAGACAAAGAGGAAGACAGAGAAGACAGGAAGAGAAACCAGGCGCUCAUCUCCAUCGCUGGUGGCUUGCAGUCGUACAACAGGCAGAAAGGGGGGUUUGGGUUCCGUUUUGGGAAAAAGUAAUUGAAAAACACCCUACCUUCAGCCAAGCAGCAGUGUUUCACAUGAUUCCCACUGGUUAUGGCAUAUCAAGCGGAAUCACCCGGGACUCCAUGUUUAUCCUAAAUCACCAAGUUGCUGUAAAAUGUACUCUGACAUCUUUUCAGCAUUUUCCACAACAGCUUGUUUUGCUGUAUUCCAUUCUAUACUGCGUUGCUCACGAUUUAUUUGGGGGCUACGUUUCUGUGCUCACAUUUACACUGCCACAGAAGAACCAGCACAGAACUGCUAACCCAGAAAGGCGCUUGCUCAGAAAUAAAAAUCAACUUCCAACAGAUUAAGAAGCACACCACGCUAUAUUUUAUUGUGUAGAAUUUGUAGACUCUAUGAUUGUACUGUCAUAUUCAACUGAUAUGUAAAAAAAAUGAAAAUGUUCUCAUUCAUUAAAGAAAAUGCCUUUCAUCUAAACAGAUACUUGAAUCAUUUCAAUAAAGGCUGCUAACAUUUCCACAAAGUACUGCAUACGUAUGCAGCCAAUUAGUUGUUGUUUCAAAAACAUUUUUUAUCUGGUUAUGAGAAUCACUUUCAUAUUUUGCA
Polypterus senegalus (gray bichir) is the source of this 1096-nucleotide messenger RNA. RefSeq names its product pyroglutamylated RFamide peptide. The record is from RefSeq and is a predicted model, not a curated record. The coding region runs from base 80 to 523 and encodes 147 amino acids. Gene Ontology annotation, molecular function: orexigenic neuropeptide QRFP receptor binding. NCBI's taxonomy places the organism in Eukaryota, Metazoa, Chordata, Cladistia, Polypteriformes, Polypteridae. The transcript is spliced from 2 exons.